AUGGGCGCGGCGGACGCGCCGCGGUACGUCUCGGCGCUGCCGUCGCGAUCGACGCGCGGACGACGGCUCGCGACGCUGCUCGAGGACGAGGACAGCGCGGAUGAGGCGUUCUGGAACCAAGACGCGCUGGCGGAGGAGAGCGGGGACGACGCGUACGAGAGCGAGGAGGAGCCGGAGGACGUGUUCGAGGACGACUUCGACGAGAGCGAGUCGAGCGAGAGCGAGGGAGAGGUGCGAGUGGCGAGAGAACGCGCGAAGAGGACGCUGAAGGCGCCGGAAAGGCGAGGGAAGGAUGCGCGAGGGGCGGGGGGAGGAGGGACGGGCGAGGGGGGGGAGGCGGCGGCGGUGGGGGACGGGCGCGGCGACGCGAACGCGCGGGGGGCGAGGGCGACGACGGCGGCGGCGGCGGCGGGAGGGGAUUUUGAGAUGCGGAAAUCGAAACGGUCGACGGCGCAAGCGAUUUUGGAGCGGAGCGAACGAAUGCGCGCGGAGCGCGCGUCGAAACCGGCGCAAGAGCGGCAAAAGGUUGAACACAGGACGUGGACGCAGGAGGAGUUGCUCGAGGAGGCGAAGGAGACGGAGUAUUGGAAUUUGAUUGAUUUGGAACGUUUACUCACGCUGGAGGCGGAGAUGAAGAAAAAGGCGCCGACGGUCUCGAACGCGUAUGAAGGACCAUCGUUGGUGUAUCGCAGCUCGGCGAAAGUCGACGAGGGGGCGACGAUGAUUGAGCUCGCGCGCGGCGCCGAGACGCCCGAACCGUUGCGGCAAAACAAGCCGACUCCGGCGCACAAGGACAAGUGCGUCAUCACCGGUUUGCCGGCAAAGUAUAAGGAUCCCGUGACUGGAAUGCCGUACGCGACGAUCGAAGCGUUUAAGAAGGUGCGCGCGCGGUAUCCGCCCUUGCCGCCGAAACCGAAGCCCGCGCCCGAGGAGCCCGACGCGGCGGCGGCGGCGCCGAUCGAACCAAAGAUUGAAGUCGUCAUCGACGUUCCCAUGGAGCCGGAGGCACCGUUGGCGCAGAAAACGAAAGCGAAAAGCACAAAGAAACGACCGGGGAAACCGUCGGCGUCUCAAUUGUCCACGGUGGCGAAGAAAACCCUCGCAACGGCGAAGAAAACUUUAAAGCAAGAGCCCGAGGACGCGACCAUGACCGUCGCCGACGACGAGGCGCUCGCGGGGUAGAGUUCAAAAGUGUACAUAUAAUCGAAUCACGUAGUUCAGUUCGUAUCAUAUCGCGUCGAUCGUCUCGCAUCACGGGCUCGAUCGACUUGACGCGACCUUUAGCGAGUGCAUCUUCGCGAGCAACACACCCAUAUCGUCGAUGACUUUAUCUUGGCGGCGUCGAAUUUCUUCAACCUGUUCGAGCGCCUGUCGCUUUCGCGAUAACCUCACGGGAGACACACUGUGUAACAGUCUCUCGGCGCGUUCAGCGCCUCGACGCUUGAGUCGUCGAAGUUCGUCCUUCGGACUCUGGUUCUCGUCGUUGUCGUCGUCGGACGACGCCGAGCGAUAUCGACGACGAGACGUUGGCGGAGAACAGCCCGGCGGUGUCACCGCGAACGCCUUCACGCGCACGACGUCGUAAUCGAUCUC
Ostreococcus lucimarinus CCE9901 is the source of this 1593-nucleotide messenger RNA. RefSeq lists its product with no specific name. NCBI's taxonomy places the organism in Eukaryota, Viridiplantae, Chlorophyta, Mamiellophyceae, Mamiellales, Bathycoccaceae. The record is from RefSeq and is a predicted model, not a curated record. Gene Ontology annotation, biological process: regulation of DNA-templated transcription; chromatin remodeling. The transcript has a single exon. The coding region runs from base 1 to 1182 and encodes 393 amino acids. Gene Ontology annotation, molecular function: ATP-dependent H2AZ histone chaperone activity. Gene Ontology annotation, cellular component: nucleus.